ACAAGUUUCAGGCAUAAUUUUAUUUUUUGGGUUCUUAUCGGUUUUAAUCAAUUCUUCAUAUUUAAUUUCAUCACUUGUAGUAGGAUAAAUAAUUUGACCUUCGUUUUUAUUCAUUUCAUUAGCUUCGAUAAUUUCAUUAUCUACUUUGAUAGUUUGAUUACGAGUUGA
Molecule: messenger RNA, 168 nt
Organism: Rhizophagus irregularis DAOM 181602=DAOM 197198
Lineage: Eukaryota; Fungi; Glomeromycota; Glomeromycetes; Glomerales; Glomeraceae
Source: RefSeq, a predicted model, not a curated record